Messenger RNA from [Candida] anglica, 1256 nucleotides. Lineage: Eukaryota; Fungi; Ascomycota; Pichiomycetes; Serinales; Debaryomycetaceae. The record is from the annotation of a GenBank genome assembly.
UCGGAGUUUUUUAGGGUUUUUUCACUAGAUUGAAUUCUAGAGAGGGCGUAACCUUAACUAUCCUUGUAUUGGAAUGUUUCUAGAACCUUCAGACUCCAAAAAUCGACGGAUUUAAUACCAAAUUCAACCAUGGAUUAGUUCCGGAAGUAAACAUAAGUUCCGAAAUGCGGGUAAAGCUUACAUAUUUGACUUUUUGAAUGGCAAAAUGAUCUAGAAAUUACUAAGCAUUGAAAUAUUAUAAAAGGAGUGAAAUUUCCAGAUAUAAUUCAAUUAGUUAGACAAGACAUCGAUAAUACUCUUAACAAAAUGUCUAAUACAACUUUAAACACCAAAUCUACUUACAAAUUGAACAAUGGGAAAGAAAUCCCCAUCGCUGGGUUCGGCCUUUACUUGACCGAACCUGGUGAAACUGCAACCAUUACCUACAAUGCAUUGAAGGUUGGCUACAGACACAUUGACUCUGCUGCUUAUUACCAGAAUGAACAAGAAUCUGUUGAUGGAAUUGCCAAGUUCUUAGCUGAUUACCCAGAGGUCAAGCGUGAAGAUAUCUUUUACACUACCAAAUUGGAAGUUAGUCGCCAAGGUUAUGAACAAGCAAAGCUUGCCAUUUCUGAAUCACUUGAAAAGGCGGCCAAGAUUGAAUACAUUGAUUUAUACUUGAUCCAUGGUCCGCUUGCUAGUAAGGCUGAUAGACUUGGUGAAUGGAAGGCGUUACAAGAAGCAGUACAAGAGGGAAAGAUCAAGUCCAUUGGUGUUUCUAAUUAUGGUGUAUCUCAUUUACAAGAAUUAUUGGAUUGGGAAGGAUUAACUAUUAAACCAACUGUCAAUCAAGUUGAAUUACAUCCAUUCUUACCAAGACAUGAAUUUAGAGAAAUUGCAAAGAAGAAUGACAUCUAUCUUGAAGCUUACGCACCAUUGACUACUGCUAAGAAGUUUGAUGACCCUGACGUGCAAGCAGUUGCCAAGAAGCAUAACUACACUCCAGCACAGGUUUUGUUGAGAUGGUCUUAUGAUCAAGGGUUUAUCGUUUUGGCCAAGACUACUAGUAUUGAACGUACUAGGGACAACUUUGAAGUCUUAGACAAGGUUACUCUUGAUGAAGAGGAUUUCAAAACUCUUGACAAGCCAGAUGCAUAUGAACUUACUUCAGGAUGGCCAUUUGACCCAACUACCUAUGUUGAUGAAGCUGAUAAAUAGUUAAUUUAGUGAAUGUGACGAUUUUUAAAAUUGUACCUCUAAUAGGAUUUAUAUUGGAA